Molecule: messenger RNA, 2579 nt
Organism: Magnolia sinica
Lineage: Eukaryota; Viridiplantae; Streptophyta; Magnoliopsida; Magnoliales; Magnoliaceae
Product: putative pentatricopeptide repeat-containing protein At5g43820
Exons: 3
Coding region: 248-2065 (605 amino acids)
Molecular function (GO): protein binding
Source: RefSeq, a predicted model, not a curated record
UGUGGUGUGGUCCAUAUGAAAUUCGGAUAUGCUUCAAUUUUGGGUUCGUCCCUAAAAUGAGCAGGAAAAACAGAUGGACGGCGUGGAUAUACAACACGUACAUUAAGGUUGGCCCCACGGUCACGACCUGACCGAACUUGGUCACUCCCGACCUGACUGAAUCCGCACGCUUCUCGCCCUCUCCUCCUUCAGACAACGCUCCCACCAUCUCGUCAAAAAACGGGGAGAACUCCUCCAGUCUCUGCCAAUGGCGGCUCGAUUUGUAGGGUUUCUCUCUCUCGUCAAUAGAACCAGGUACUUUCCCUUCUCUUCCAUCUCCAUAUCUCCCUUCUCAUCUCUCGAUCUCCCUUCAAACCAUCUGGAACUCGAAAAACCAUCCCAGAAACCGCCUAAACCCUCGCAUCGAAUCGACGAACAGUUUGUCUUGCUGGAACUCUCAGAUCUCCUCCGAAUCGACGCUGAAACCUCGAACGAUCGCCGAUUUCUCGAAAAUCCCAUUAAAAAUCACGCUGGAAGCUCAAAUCUGCUCCUGAAUGAUGCUGAAAUUCCAAGCCAUCUCCAAUUCAUUGGAGAUUCUGUUGAACGAUGCGUGGAUGCUAAAACCUCAAAUUAUCGCCAAUUUGUUGAAAAUCCUGCUAAAACGCCUGUUGUCAGCAGAGAAAUGGAUGGCUUUUUAUCGCCAGCUGAGAAAUUGCGAGGAGUUUUCCUUCAGAAGUUGAAAGGAAGGGCGAUGAUAGAAUCUUCUUUAUCGGCCACCAGUGUUGAUUUAACGGUGGAGAUUGUAGCAGAAGUAGUAAAUAGAGGGAAUUUAGGUGGACAGGCAAUGGUUCUGUUCUUUAAUUGGGCAGUCAGGCAGCCUAAAGUAGUGAAAGAUUUAGAAACUUUCCAUACAAUCCUUAAAGCACUGGGCAGAAGGAAAUUCUUUAAUCACAUGGAAGAAGUCCUGUAUCGUAUGAAGAACGAAGGGACGGAAAUUAAUGAUGUGACCAUUUCAAUUGUAAUGGACAGUUUUGUUAGGGCCCGCCGAGUGGCUAAGGCUGUCCAGUUUUUUGAAAGAUUAGGAGAGUUUGGAAAGGACUGUGAUUGCGAGUCAUUGAAUGCACUUUUAAAGUGUCUCUGUCAGAGGUCCCAUGUUGGAACUGCAAAUUCGAUUUUCAAUGCAAUGAAAGGGAAGGUAGCUUUUAAUAGAAUGACGUAUAACAUUGUCAUUGGUGGGUGGUCAAAGUUAGGUAGGGUGGGAGAAAUUGAGAGGAAUUUGAAAAUGAUGAUAGCUGAUGGAUUAAAUCCAGACUGCCUGACAUUUAGUUAUCUUCUUGAGGGUUUAGGGAGAGCUGGUCGAGUUGACGAUGCGGUUGCAGUCUUUGAAAAAUUAGAAGAGAAAGGGUGCAUCCCAGACACCAUUACUUACAAUGCGAUGAUCUGUAACUUUAUUUCAAUUGGAGACUUAGAUGAAUGUGUGAAAUAUUACGAGGGCAUGUUGCAAAAGAAUAUUGUACCGGACAUGGAUACUUACACCAGAAUGAUUGGUUCUUUUAUUAAGGUCCGAAGAGUGGCUGAUGCACUUGAAAUGUUUGAUGAGAUGUUGGGUAGAGGGAUCCUUCCGAGUACUGGGACAGUUACAUCUUUUAUCGAGCCUCUGUGUAGCUUCGGCCCACCUUAUGCAGCGAUGAUGAUAUACAAGAAUGCGAAGAAAGUGGGAUGUAGAAUAUCAUUGAAGGCUUACAAGCUGUUGCUCAUGAGACUGUCAAGAUUUGGGAAAUGUGGAAUGGUGUUGAAGGUCUGGGAGGAGAUGCAAGAUAGUGGUUUUUCUUCUGAUAUGGAGGUUUAUGAGUAUGUCAUUAAUGGGCUUUGUAAUAUAGGGCAAUUGGAAAAUGCUGUGCUUGUCAUGGAGGAUGCAAUGCAUAAAGGAUUUUGUCCUAGCAAGGUCAUCUAUAGCAAACUGAAUAACAAACUACUGAAUGCAAAUAAAGUAGAGAGGGCAUACAAGCUUUUUCUGAAGGUUAAAAAUGUGCGGCGAUAUGAAAAUGCUUGGAAAUAUUCGCGAGCUAAUGGCUGGCAUUUCUGACCAUAUGCAUUUGUUGAAGAAUGCAGAAGGUUUCAAUAUGCCAGUACUAUUCUUUUCCACAGCAAUUCACUAGCUUGCACAUUAAAUCUGAAAGUCAUCUCACAAUUUCUGCCCAAAUUACUACCUUUUCAGUAGGUCUCUCUCUCUCUCUCUCUCUCUCUCUCUCUAGAUGGCAUCCGUUGAAAUGCAGAGUUAACUAGUUUUGUUGGAUUUGUUUGUAGGGGUUCUUGUCUGGAUUUAGCACUGGCUUUGAAGAACAAGGACCCCCUUGAUUCUUUCUCCUACAUGAUUCGGAGAGACCUGGCAUUGGUUUCUUUUGGAGUAUUCUUUCAGGUGCCUUUCUUGUGAAAUCCUUGCAUUGGAAGACCAUUAAGAAAGUGGAAGAAUUGUCCGCCACUUUGUGCCCAUUGGAAAAAUUCUGAAGCCUGUGCUGAAUGAAUGUGUGACCCCUGUUACUUGUUACUGGAGCCUAGCUUUGAUCGUACGUGGGGAAGCAGAACUGCUGUUAGUUUUC